CAGGGGUUUUCAACCGGUGGUCCGCGGACCCCUGGUGGUCCGCGGCGGCAUUGCAUGUGGUCCGUGACAAGAGCCUAUGUUGAUCAGUUCACCAUUGUUUUUUUUUAAUAUAAAUUCGCUUUGAUAUUUCAACACAUUUCCAGAAUACCGUUACAUAUCGUGAAAAAUAUGUUUAAAAUAAUAUAAAGGAAAUUCAAGCUGACAGAAUGUAGCCUUGCGCCUAUCCAGUCUAUGGUAGCCUGUGAUUCGCUAAUGGUAAUGAGUUGCGUCGCUAACCUCACUUAUUAUUCAUUACGUACAGUCUUGCGAGCAAAGUUGACACACAUUUAUAAGCAUAGCCGACGAGAGUAUUUUAAGAUAGGUUGUAGUACAGCAAACAUUUGUUACAUAUGUACUAGUCUAGCUAUAUAUCUAGCACCAAUGGAUCGUUUUGUAGUGAGGAAAGUGCCAGAGGGACAGGCUGCCAUGACAGAGGGUCAGGCUGCCACGACAGAGGGACAGGCCGCCACGACAGGGCAAGGACAGGCUUCCGAAGCGUCAACUUCGCAAAAAAGACGAAAAAGAAAAUACAAUGAGGAAUAUGUUAAAUAUGGAUUCACAGUGACGACAGACAGAGCAGGAGAGGAGGUACCACUGUGUUUCGUAUGUUCAACAAUUCUCUGUAAUGAAGCUAUGAAGCCGUCGAAACUUACGCGGCAUAUGGAGACGCAUCACGUCCACUUGAAGGCCAAACCCGUUGAGUACAUGCAACAGAUGUUGCGUGAUUUCAAAGGACAGCAGGCUACCAUGAGGAAGAGUGCAAAAAUAAAUGAAAACGCACUGAAAGCAUCGUAUCUGGUCGCUCUCAGGGUUGCAAAAAGUAAGAAGCCCCAUACCAUUGCAGAGCAGCUUAUAUUGCCAGCAGCCAUAGAUAUGUGCAGAGCUAUGGUAAGCGAAGAAUGUGCCAACAAAUUAAAAACUAUUCCGUUGUCAGACAACACAAUCGGAAGACGAAUUGGGGAAAUGGCAAAUGAUGUCAAAGACCAGCUGAUGGAAAAACUUCAGACAGUUCUGUUUUCCCUUCAAAUCGACGAGACGACAGAUGUUACUAAUGAUGCGCAACUGUUAACAUUUGUGCGAUACGAGGACAGUGGCACUAUGUGCGAGGAAUUUCUUUUUUGCAAACCACUGCCCGGGCGAACUACCGGUGUAGAAAUAUUUAAAGCACUGGACGAUUUUUUCACGGAGCACAAUAUCUCGUGGCAGAGGUGCGUUGCAUUAUGCAGCGAUGGGGCCCGAGCCAUGAGUGGCAGCAAGACUGGACUGUUUGCGCAUGUAAGGAGGGUGGCUCCGGGGGUAAUUUGGACACACUGCCUGAUUCAUAGAGAGGCUCUCGCCUCCAAAGAUCUCAGUGUUGAGCUCAGUGGUGUGUUUGAUGUCGUUGUCAAGACGGUCAACUUCAUAAAACGAAACGCAUUGAAUACACGCCUGUUUUCAUCCCUAUGCCAUGACUUGGGAAGUGAACACAGCUCUCUCCUUUAUCAUUCAGAGGUGCGUUGGCUGUCUCGCGGCGCUGUGCUCGCCCGUGUGUUUGAACUACGCGGAGCUAUCUACGAGUUCUUGUGCGAGAAGCAUUCUGAUCUGGCUUCCAAUUUCAACGAUAGUUACUGGUUAACUAAGCUGGCGUACCUCACAGAUGUUUUUGCAGAGCUGAACAAGUUGAACAGCUCCAUGCAAGGGAGAGAUGCAAACGUCAUGCAGCUCUACGAGAAGCUCGACGCAUUUGUGAAAAAAAUGUCAAAGUGGAUCGAACGAGUGGAGAGCAAUAACUUGGCGAUGUUUCCUUCAGUUGAGGAAUACCCUGACAGCACUGACAUCAACGACACUAUAUGUGAGCAUUUGAGGAAGCUUGUGCGUCAAUUCGCAAAGUACUUCACUGAUUCGGAAGAGUGGCGCCGUGACAGCAAGUGGAUCCUGCUCCCAUUCAGUGACGAUGCAUCAGUAGGGUCAAGUCUGACGGCUGUGGAAGAGGAUAAGCUGAUUGAGAUGUCCACAGACUCUGUCAGGAGGCAUAUGUACGACACACAGCCCCUUGUUAAAUUCUGGAUAAGUUGCCAGACAGAAUUUCCACAGCUUGCUGCAAAAGCAAUGAGGUGUCUUUUGCCCUUUCCAACCACAUACCUGUGUGAGAGUGGUUUUUCUACACUGGCGUACUUAAAGAAUAAGUACAGGGCUAGGCUUGAUCCAGAGAAUGACAUGAGACUGUCUCUGUCUACCAUUUCGCCACGAAUAGACAGGCUGUGUGGACUUCACCACGCCCAGAUAUCACACUGACAGCAGGUGAUUGGUGACAGGUCUGUCCUGGCUGGGUUAUAAAAGCCCUGACCAGCCAGCAGUUGAGGCUGCCUUGGUCUUCAUUUGUUGGAUUUUGGUUCUCCGGUGUUGUUGGAUUUUUGUUCUCCGUUGUUGUUUUGUCACACACCUAGACUGACUUUGCAUGACAUUUUUAGUUACUUUUCCCAAUACUGAAUUGCA
Molecule: messenger RNA, 2514 nt
Organism: Eleginops maclovinus (Patagonian blennie)
Lineage: Eukaryota; Metazoa; Chordata; Actinopteri; Perciformes; Eleginopidae
Product: protein FAM200A-like
Exons: 2
Coding region: 232-2313 (693 amino acids)
Source: RefSeq, a predicted model, not a curated record